GGGAAACAGCUAAGCACUCCCAGGUUACAGAGACGGCAGGAAGAGACAUCCAUACAUAAUGUCAAGUAUGUCAGGUAACGGUAGGACACUGGCAGACAGACACAGAGAGGAAGGAGAAACAAGAACUGGAGCCCACCCCAGAAGGUGAAGGAAGCCUUCGAGAGGACACAGUUGGUGCUUUGGUGUAGAGGGUUUGACCAACUGACCUGGACGUGGCCAACAGACUAAUCGCCAACACAGCCACCCACCAUUCCAGCUGACUGGAAGAUGUUUCCCUUCAAGGUGAGCAAAUGGAUGGGGCUGGCUUGCCUCCGGUCCCUGGUGCUGUCCCCACCCAGUAUUCGUCAGAAGAAACUAAUGCACAAGGUACAAGAGGAAAAGGCUUUUCGAGAGGAGGUGAAAAUUUUCCACGAGAAAAUAAAAGACUUCCGGGAAGAGAUAUGGGAUUUCCGAGGCAAGAUCCGGGCUUUUAGGAGCCAGAUCCUGGGUUUCCAGGGGGAAGAAAGACUAUUCUGGGAAGAAGAGAAGAUCUUCUGGAGAGAAGAAAAAACCUUCUGGGAAACAGAAAAAUCUUUCCUGGAAGAAGAAAAGGCUUUCUGGAAAAAAUACGGAACCUUCUGGGAAGAGGACAAAGCCUUCUGGAGAGAGGACAAUGCUUUACGGGAAAGAGACCGGAAUCUUCUUCAGGAAGACAAGGCUCUAUGGGAAGAGGAAAAAGCCCUGUGGGUAGAGGAAAGAGCCCUGCUUGCAGAAAAGAAGGCUCUGUGGGAGGAUAAAAAGUCUCUCUGGGAGGAAGAGCAUGCCCUUUGGGAGGAAGAGAAAGCUCUCUGGGUGGAAGGCCGUGGCUUCCAAAUUCUUGGGGAGCAGAGACCCCAGAAUGGUCCUCACCAUGCCAAUGAAGAGCCACAGUCAACAGUCUUCCCCCGAGGGCGUGCAUAGUGAACACUAGACACGCAGGACCACGGGGAACAGCCAUCACUGGUAGGGACCCAAGACCAGGGUGGCCCCAUGUGCUAGAGUAAAUAGACACUAAUUUGUCUCUUUGCCAUAAGAG
Microtus ochrogaster (prairie vole) is the source of this 1054-nucleotide messenger RNA. It is a transcript of the gene Ccdc70, whose product is annotated as coiled-coil domain containing 70. NCBI's taxonomy places the organism in Eukaryota, Metazoa, Chordata, Mammalia, Rodentia, Cricetidae. The record is from RefSeq and is a predicted model, not a curated record.